GCUGUGAGCUGACUGCCAGUACCAAAUCCUACACGUUUCAGGUGGAUGAGGAAGAUGAUGCUGACCAUAUUUUGGCCCUGUCUGUGGUCUGCCUCACAGAUGGUGCCAAGGAUGAGUGCAACGUGGUGGAGGUCGUGGGGCGAAACCACGAGAACCAGGAGAUCGCUGUGCCUGUGGCGAAUCUGAAGUUGUCAUGCCAGCCCUUGCUGAGUCUGGACAACUUCAAGCUGCAGCCCCCGGUGACCUUCCGCCUGGCAGCCGGCUCUGGCCCGGUACACCUGCACAGGGAAGAUGCUUCCUUUGAGGAGGAGGAUGACUUGUCUGAGGAGGAGGAGGAGGAAGAGAAGGAGCUUGCUCCUAUCAUGCCAGCCAAGAAGUAGAAGCAGCAGUAACUUAUCUCCAGGCAAGGUACUCACUGGGACUUCUCUCCCUGGACGGCUUUUACCUCGGACACCUCUUACCAGGACCUCAACAUUUGCUGCUUUGUUUUUAUUUUUUUUUUUUUUCUGUUGUAACUUUUUGGGGAGCAGGGACUGCUCCCAGCACUGGGGUAUCUCCUUUCCCACAGCCCUGGGAGGUUGAUCCCAAAACUGGAUGGAUGCUGCUGGUACAUCCCCCCUCCCCUCUCCCUGCGGUGGGGGUCGGAGAUGGAGGAGGUGAUCCUUGCCCUGUGCCUUUUUGCUGUCCUGGACCUCUGCUCUGUGCACCCCCUCUCCCUGGCUCUGAAAUACCCAGUCCUGGCCCCUUUCCCAUCAGAUGGACAUAAAGCCAGUGAUGGGACAGGCAGUUUCACUGUUUCUGGUGUGUUUGCUUUUCUUUACUCACAAUUUGAUGGUUUUAAUACA
Messenger RNA from Cariama cristata (Red-legged seriema), 845 nucleotides. RefSeq names its product nucleophosmin/nucleoplasmin 3 (gene NPM3). The annotation marks the transcript as partial. Lineage: Eukaryota; Metazoa; Chordata; Aves; Cariamiformes; Cariamidae. The record is from RefSeq and is a predicted model, not a curated record. Gene Ontology annotation, molecular function: histone binding; RNA binding; chromatin binding. Gene Ontology annotation, biological process: chromatin remodeling. The transcript has 5 exons. Gene Ontology annotation, cellular component: nucleolus; nucleoplasm; cytoplasm.